AUGGCUCCAUCGUCUUCAGAUGCACCCUGUUCUUCUUCCCCAGGCUUAAUUCAGCCGACUGUUCAUUGCUGGUCUUUGGGUAAGACGAAAGCUUUAAAACGAGUCUUUGGCUCGGCUGAUUUGACCGAUUCUUUAGCCACUUCUAAUCCAUUCUCCAGUCAAACUAAGACGGCUGUGUGUCUUCCUUACGUCUCUUGUGAUCUUUGGCUUAGAUCGUCAACUCAGCGCACACAAAUCCUCUAUCGGGCUGAUGUGGCCUCAAUUCUUUACUAUCUGGACAUUCGGGCAGGUGAGACAGUUUUAGAGUCGGGAACGGGUACGCUUGGCCUUACUUAUGCGCUGAGUGGCUUAGUUGGCGCUCAUGGCCAGGUGCAUACGGUUGAGUGUCAUCCCGAAAGGUAUGUGGCCGCUCAACAAGAGAUUCAGCUAGCCGGUCUCAGUAACACCACAAUUUAUCACAGUACUAUUAAUGAGUUCCUUAUACAGAAUAGCACCAACUCUGGGCCCACUCAAGUCCGACCACAUAAAAUCAUCUUGGAUAUUCCCGAGCCCGAAGAAGUACUCAAUACUGCUUUCGCCCAACUACCUGAUAACGGCCGUCUCGGCUGUUUCAUUCCUUGCAUUGAGCAGAUCCAAAGAGUUAUCAAACAGGCCAGUACUCUCCCAGACGUCCAAAUCCUCCAAAUGAUAGAAAGUGUUGAAAUCCUCCAUAAACCCGCCAAGAUCUCCGCCACGGCCUACGGCACCGUUCCCGCCUGCCCCAGCAAAGGUCAUACUGGCUAUCUAAUCUUCUUCAGCAAACUACCCAAUACCAAUACCAAUACCAACUCAGCAACGGCCAACUAA
Nematocida homosporus is the source of this 846-nucleotide messenger RNA. Its product is annotated as tRNA (adenine57-N1/adenine58-N1)-methyltransferase catalytic subunit. Gene Ontology annotation, biological process: tRNA methylation. Gene Ontology annotation, cellular component: tRNA (m1A) methyltransferase complex; nucleus. The transcript has a single exon. Bases 1 to 846 code for a protein of 281 amino acids. NCBI's taxonomy places the organism in Eukaryota, Fungi, Microsporidia. The record is from RefSeq and is a predicted model, not a curated record.